AUGACACUCACGAAGAAGCGGGAGCGAAAAGGCAGGAGGAGCCGCACGCAACGUCCACUGCCCAUGGAGCCCGCCAUCGACACAGCUACAAACACCUCCCUCCAAUCAUCUGGACUGGAGACAGACCGAGUUCUCUCCACAAUGGUUCACCCCAACAAGGAAACAGUGUUUCAGUUCGGAAUGCCGAACUCGAUGCAACCUAAAAGUGUUUGGGACAACCCAGAAACGACACUGGCCGCAUUCCAACAACCCGUCUCUGGACCCGGUUUCGCGUCCUACGAUGAAUUGUCUAAUGGUUUCCCGACCAGUUUCCUCAAGCGUGACCAGACCAACGAGCGCCAACCAUCGUUUGGUAGACCCCGUUCGCCCUCGGAGAACGAGCAAAAUAUCGUGCAGGCAAAAGAUGGCAGCGAACUACACCAGACUCCAGACAAUGAUUGGCAUCUUAAGUGGCAGCUUCAAGUACGUGACGAUCGUAUCAAGUUCAAGGACCAGCAAAUUGCGCAGCUUAAAGCUGAGGCCGAAAAGGAGUCACAAGAUCAUAAACUUCAGAUGGAGGAGCUAAACGAAGCCAACAUAAGAUUGGAAGUCCGGAUCAAGAGUGAGGAAUAUGUUCGGGAUAGCUUGAGAGGACAUAUCAAGAAGCUUGAGCAACAGUUGAAAGAUGCGGUCAACGUUAAAGAUCAGAAGGAGGACAUGCUUCGUCAACUGGAUUUGGACCUUCGCAUCCUCCACAACAAUUAUGUCAACUUGAGGAUGGAAAACCGAGCACUCAUGGACCGCACAUUCGCCGACUAUCUGUUGGCAAAAUUGCGAACACCCACGGCAGAUGGACAGGUGCUGACUCGUCUCUUGAACCUCAUCUAUCAAGCCGUUGCAGGGCCAGUGCCGCACCAACUUAUCCAACUUCGAAACAUUGAGAGCAGCCCAUUCCCCUUCAUGAGGCUCCCAGGAGAAUUACGCAAUAUGAUUUACAGGCAGUGCCUUGUCCUUGGACGCCCGAUUGAUCUGUGGCCUUUAUUACCGUAUAAUGCUCCCGCAGGAACCACCAAGCUCAGCCUCAUCGAGCGCGACUUGAAACAUAUCAAUGUUUCCUUGCUUCGAGUCUCUCGCCGUGUCAAUCAGGAAGCAACCCCGGUGCUCUACGGUUGCAACCGGUUCCGGUUCUCAGAUAGUAAAGGCUGGACAAUCGCCCUUGGAUUCCUGCGCAGCAUCCAUCGCAACUUCCAAUACUUGACGAACAUCUCUGUUCCUUACCCUGACGAAGGCGGUAUAUUUCUUGUCAAUCGGGAGUCUGGCGCUGCCCCUGGGAAGCAGAUGAAGGAAGAGAUGCGCGUCUUACUACGGCGAUUUGGAUACAUUGGCCUCGACACUGCAAACGGAUUAUCGAGUAGGGACAUAUUGGUACAUGAGGAAGUCCAAAAGAUCCUGGUAGAUCUCCCAGCCAUCAAGAGCUUGUCGAUGAUAGUGCCCCACAACCUACGUCUCCAUCGUGAGGCUUUUUCUUUUCUCCUCCCGCUCAUGAAUGGAGAUCAUUGGAUAAGCUAUGAUUGGUCAAGCUCAAAUGAAGAUGGGGGGCCUGUACGUUGGGAGGACAUAGGGCGAGGAGAAAACCGUGAACGCUCGUUCAUUUUCAUUCGCAGGAAUCCAGACUAUCAGGCUCGAAAUCCGUUGAAUCGUAAUCGAGAUCUCGACGAUGAUGUUCGGAUGGGUCGAGCACUGCUUGGGAAGGUGGCCGUGGCUUGGGGUGCCAAUAUCAAGUACGCCGAGUACGGAAGUAUGGAAGAUGGAAUGUCAUACGUCGUUGAGGGAGGGGAGGAUAGGACUGAUAUCGACUUGCAUCCGGGAGAUCCAGAGGAUCCCGGUCGUCGCCCGAUGUUCUCACUUCCGGACUUCACCUCGAUCUUCAGGAGGAUGUAA
Messenger RNA from Westerdykella ornata, 1920 nucleotides. RefSeq lists its product as uncharacterized. Lineage: Eukaryota; Fungi; Ascomycota; Dothideomycetes; Pleosporales; Sporormiaceae. The record is from RefSeq and is a predicted model, not a curated record. Bases 1 to 1920 code for a protein of 639 amino acids. The transcript has a single exon.